GUCGCCCGCUUCGUGGGAGGGGGUGGGGGGUUUCACUUCCGGGACGGUGUUCCGGCCCAUUCCGGCCCAUUUCCACCCCCGGAGCUCUCACCCCUCCAGUGCCGACGGUAGCGAAAGACUUUACUCCAGGGGCUUCCUCACUGGGGAAUUGCCGGAAAGAGCAAACAAAAAAGGCGCUGGUCUAGGCUCCAAAAUAAACACAUCUGAAUUCAUGAUGGCGUCGACAGAGGCUCUUAUUGGAUUAAAAGUUUCAAAACAAACAAUAACGCUUUGGAAAAAGGGUUGAAUGCACCCUCAGGCACGACCAUGGAGAAAGGUGGGAACAUACAAUUGGAGAUUCCUGACUUCAGCAACUCUGUCCUGAGCCAUCUAAACCAGUUGCGCAUGCAGGGCCGUCUCUGUGAUAUUGUGGUCAAUGUGCAAGGACAAGCUUUUCGGGCUCACAAAGUGGUACUGGCUGCCAGCUCCCCCUAUUUCCGGGAUCACAUGUCUUUGAAUGAGAUGAGUACUGUCUCCAUUUCAGUCAUCAAGAACCCUACUGUUUUUGAACAGCUCCUUUCUUUCUGUUACACAGGGCGGAUAUGCCUGCAACUGGCAGAUAUCAUCAGCUACCUAACAGCUGCCAGUUUUCUGCAAAUGCAGCAUAUUAUAGACAAAUGUACACAGAUCCUGGAGGGCAUUCAUUUCAAAAUUAAUGUGGCUGAGGUCGAAGCAGAAUUAAGUCAAACAAGGACAAAACAUCAAGAGAGACCUCCAGAGUCUCACAGGGUUACCCCAAAUCUCAGCCGCUCCCUUAGCCCACGACAUAAUACCCCAAAGGGAAACCGGCGAGGUCAGGUUAGUGCUGUGAUGGAUAUCAGAGAGCUAAGUCCUCCUGAGGAGUCCACCAGCCCUCAGAUCAUUGAACCAAGUUCUGAUGUAGAGAGCCGGGAGCCCAUUCUUCGGAUCAACCGAGCAGGACAGUGGUAUGUGGAGACAGGAGUAGCGGAUCGUGGGGGUCGGAGUGAUGAUGAAGUUAGAGUUCUUGGAGCAGUACACAUCAAAACUGAAAAUCUGGAGGAGUGGCUUGGGCCUGAGAAUCAGCCUUCUGGAGAAGAUGGGAGUAGUGCAGAGGAGGUCACGGCCAUGGUGAUUGAUACCACAGGCCAUGGUUCUGUAGGACAGGAAAAUUACGCUUUAGGGUCUUCAGGAGCCAAGGUGGCUCGGCCAACAAGCAGUGAAGUUGACAGAUUUAGCCCUUCCGGCAGUGUUGUUCCCUUGACAGAGAGACACAGAGCCAGAAGUGAGUCUCCUGGGAGAAUGGAUGAGCCUAAGCAACCCAGCUCCCAGGUAGAAGAGUCAGCAAUGAUGGGAGUAAGUGGCUAUGUGGAAUAUCUCCGAGAGCAGGAAGUAUCUGAGCGGUGGUUCCGGUACAACCCUCGUCUCACCUGCAUCUACUGCGCCAAAUCUUUCAACCAGAAGGGAAGCCUGGACCGCCACAUGCGCCUACACAUGGGGAUCACACCAUUCGUCUGCCGCAUGUGUGGCAAGAAGUAUACCCGGAAAGAUCAGCUGGAGUAUCAUAUCCGAAAGCACACAGGCAAUAAGCCCUUUCACUGUCAUGUUUGUGGCAAAAGUUUCCCCUUCCAGGCCAUCUUGAAUCAGCACUUUCGCAAAAACCACCCUGGCUGUAUACCCCUGGAGGGGCCUCACAGCAUCUCCCCUGAAACAACUGUCACAUCUCGAGGACAAGCUGAGGAAGAGUCACCUUCACAGGAAGAGACAGUUGCUCCUGGGGAAGCUGCCCAGGGCUCUGUGUCCACCACUGGGCCAGAUUGAAACAUGGAGGGGGAGGGGGCUGAUCCUCUUCCCCUUUGAGCCGUAAGCAGCCAGCAUCAGGGCCGUGGGCUGUUACUUUAGAUUUACAAAAUACCAUGUCACUAGGCCAGAAGGCACUCCCAAGAUGUUGCCAAACUGGAGGAUUAGCAACAUACACAAAAGCACUAAAGGCUCUUCCCUUCUUAUUUCCCGCUCAUACUUUGGAAAAUAAUCAAGCAAAUCAACUUUCUAAUUCAGGGAUCAACAGCCUUGGUUUGUUAACUUUAUAAGAGAAAAAGCUUUUUUAACAAAACGAUGAUAAAUGGUCAUUUAUCUACCAGUCAUGUUUGAACACUGUAUUUUGGUCCAUAUCAUCUUUGUGGCUAUCAUUGCCCAUAUCUAAAAAAUGCAGCAGGAGCCUCGACCAUCGGAAGCAGCCAUCCAGAAGAGAAGGAGGUAGUCAUGAUGGUGAUGAAGACUGCCAUAACAUGCAUUUUUGUGUUUCAAGAAAAAAACGAAUGCUGGUGGUUCUUAUUUUGAAAGGUUAGACUUUAUCUUUGCCCUGACUAGGCAUCUAAUACUUUGCCUAGUUAUUUCAUAUAUUCAGCCAUCUUGAAAGCAGUAUUCUAGUGGACAGCAUCACCUGAAGCACUUGGCAACUGGAAGUGAAAUGAGCAGCAAAGCAUAUGCAAUAGGUACUGCUACAUUUGGGGACUUUAUUGUUGUGUUGAGAAAGAGAAGAGCAGGGAGGGAAGUGUUUUUAUGUUUUGCAAAUAUCAAACAGCACAGAGCCGUACUGCUAAUUCCUGACUGGUAUUUGUAAACCAUAGUGCUACACAUCCUUGAGUAAUGGCUCUAGUUCAGGUGAAGUAAUGUGUUAGGCUGACUACCAAAGUUUCAUCCAGUCUCUUUGGCUCCUAUUUUCACAUUCAGCAAUAUUGUACAUCAAAAAUGUCACUUUCCAGUGAAAUGAGCCUGGAUUGUAUUUUUAAAUCUACAGGUCUCCAUUAUUUGAUAUCUUUUAUAUGAAGUUUUAAACAUGUUUUUUCUGCAGUAUUGUGGUUGAAGAAAUUCAACACUAUGGUUCUUAUUACAACCACAAUUUCAUUUCCUUAUACAUAUGUAAUAGUUUAUAUUUUCAGGCAUAUAGAAGAACCUCACUUAAACCUAUGUCUCGGGUCUGCAAACCUAGUAAUUCAUAAACCAACCAUCAGCAAAUAGCUGGUGACUCUAAGAGCUUUGCUUUUUAAUAAUAUACUACAGGGCACUUAUCAGAAAACAUCAUGCAGAAUCAUGUUGCAAUAAAUGAUCAAUGGAUCAGUUUUGAUCAGGUUUAGUUACUUAGUCAUUCCUAAGAUUUUUAAAACUUCAAGGGACCUUUUUAGUAAUUCUGGGUAUUUCUAAGAUUCUUAAUCCAGCACUGAAAGAACUUACCGAACAUGUAGAACUUUACAUACCUUGUCUUGCAUGCAGUAAGAGAAGGAGGAAUAUUAAGGGAUGCAGGCAAAUAGAUGCUUACAACUUACAGUGCAAGUUGAAAAACCUCUAGCUUCUCUUGACGGAGCACUAACUGUUGGGAUUCUUUUAAGUAUUUAAGUAUGUAAUGGUUUAAGAAAUUGUUUCAAUGCAGAGGCAUAGAUGAUUGUAAAAGAGCUUUGGGAGAGGGGCAGGUCGUACCUGCACUAGUGAACCAUUUGUGAGAAUGUUA
Messenger RNA from Sapajus apella (tufted capuchin), 3505 nucleotides. RefSeq names its product zinc finger and BTB domain containing 37 (gene ZBTB37). The transcript has 5 exons. Gene Ontology annotation, molecular function: protein binding; DNA-binding transcription factor activity, RNA polymerase II-specific; RNA polymerase II cis-regulatory region sequence-specific DNA binding. Lineage: Eukaryota; Metazoa; Chordata; Mammalia; Primates; Cebidae. The record is from RefSeq and is a predicted model, not a curated record. Gene Ontology annotation, biological process: regulation of transcription by RNA polymerase II. Bases 307 to 1818 code for a protein of 503 amino acids.